Molecule: messenger RNA, 3404 nt
Organism: Hyla sarda
Lineage: Eukaryota; Metazoa; Chordata; Amphibia; Anura; Hylidae
Gene: MED26
Product: mediator complex subunit 26
Exons: 3
Coding region: 23-2086 (687 amino acids)
Biological process (GO): positive regulation of gene expression; regulation of transcription by RNA polymerase II
Cellular component (GO): core mediator complex; nucleus; mediator complex
Molecular function (GO): transcription coregulator activity
Source: RefSeq, a predicted model, not a curated record
CUUCCUGUUGGGGGAGGGGGAAAUGUACGUUCAUACGUACGUACGUGACGUGCGUGCUGCCCAGAGGAAUUGUGACGCAAGCACGUCGCCUCAGUGGCGUCACAAAGCGUGCGGCGGCGGAUUUCCCGUCGUGCCUCGGGGGCUCCCGGUCGCUCGACUCCAGCUGGAGAGACGCGCCUGGGAGUCUCCGGUGUCCUGCGCUCCCGGUGCCCAGGCCACUGUGUCCCUCCCUCCCCGGGAACAUGCCGCGCCGCCCUCCGCAGUGAUCCCCGGACAAGAGGCCAUGACAGCGGCUCCGGUAUCCCCGCGGGAGAUCAGGGAGAGGCUGAUGCAGGCCAUCGAUACGCACAGCAAUAUUGUUAACAUGGUGGCUGUGUUAGAAGUGAUCUCCAGCUUGGAGAAGUAUCCUAUUACCAAAGAGGCACUGGAGGAAACAAGAUUAGGAAAAUUAAUCAACGAUGUUCGAAAGAAGACCAGCAAUGAGGAUCUUGCCAAACGUGCAAAGAAACUGCUACGAAGCUGGCAAAAGCUGAUAGAGCCUGUCCAGCAGAAUGAGCAAUUGGCCAAGGGCACUCCAAAUCCACCAGGUUCUGCCAAUGGAGGUGGCACCCUUAACUGUAAGACUGAGACAGCCCCAGCUGUACUGAGUGGAAAGCCUAUUCAGGAUCUCAAAAUACGGAAUGACAUCCAGAAGGUGCAUUCUCCUAAGGCUGAAAAAUUGGCUAAUAGAAAGCGAAAGGGGGAUCUUAGAGAUGGUACCCAGGGGCCUGCUAACAAAGUGGCCAAACCUAGUCAUGAGCUGUUUCCAAACUCCUCACCCCUACCUACAAAUGGAAUCGGUGGUAGUCCCCCUGAAAGUCUGCUUGAUAGCAGCUCACAGACUAACCGACUGGAGACUGAGAAUGAUAAGCAUGGUAGAAUCCCUGUUAAUGCUGUCCGGCCUCACACCAACUCCCCUGGACUUGUAAAACACCCAAGCACUUCCUCUUUGUUAAAAGUGGCCGUCCUACAGCAGCACAGUGUAGCGUUAGAAGAUGCCCAUUCUCUUCAACCACGUAGUCCCCGCUGUUCUUCUUUCAGCCCUCGUGGCACUAGAGCAGAACUAGUGACACGGCAGCACACCACAUAUGCACCAAAGGGUUCUGCGCCCAGCCCCUCCCAAAGGCUGCCUGGUGUGGACACUGCACAUACACCCGCGUAUCAAUCCCCUGGGCACCCUGCUACACCUCCUGCCAUAGCAAAAAGACUUGAGUCUCCAAGAAGAGAAAUGGCAAUCUCUUCACCUCACAGGCCAGUGGAGCAGCCACUCCCCGCUGACUGGCACCACCAGCAGUCUCCCAGGAUUACACAACAGCACACGCCACGAAGUAGUCAGCCGUACAUGGACCCUCAAACACCGCGCAGUGGCUUUUCACCAGAGCCCUCCAAAAUGGACAGCGAUGAUGCUGCAUCUGGCUCAGACAGUCAAAAGAAAAAGAAAUCCCGUAAUCGGGGUGAACAAGAAGGAUAUUCUACAGAUGGGACUAGCAAACAGACACGAGUAAAAAAGGAUCGAAAGUUAAAAUUUGAUUUCAUGACUGGGCAAAUAAAACCCCUAACACACAAAGAUCCAGCUCAGAAUGAUAGUUCAGCCCCUUCAGAACAGCACAGGACUGAGACAGACAAACAGGACCCCAAAUUAGGGCUACCAAGUCCUUUUGAGCAAACAAACUGGAAGGAAUUGUCUCGAAAUGAGAUCAUCCAGUCCUAUCUCAAUCGGCAAAGCAGCUUGUUGUCUUCCUCUGGUGUACAGACGCAGAGUGCACAUUAUUAUAUGUCUGAAUAUUUAAAACAGGAGGAAUGCACUAAGCGAGAAGCUAGAAAAACUCAUGUUUUAGUGCCACUUGCCCUUCCUAGUGACCUGCCUGGAAAAAACAGGGAAGUAACUAGUGCUGACUUAGAAAGACUACAUGAACAACAUUGGCCUGGUGUCAAUGGCUGUCACGAUACACAGGGCAAUUGGUAUGAUUGGACGCAGUGCAUCUCCUUGGAUCCACAUGGUGAUGAUGGUAGAUUAAACAUCUUGCCUUAUGUCUGCCUAGACUGAGCACCUGUCCCGAGUCUGCUUUCUUAUAUCUGCGGUUUUUUUACUGCAAAUCCAUGGGUCUCUUGGUGACCACUGCUCAAUAUGGAAGAUUUAAAUGAGAGAGGAGUUCCCUGUUUCAGGGAAUGUGGAGGGUGGGGUUGUAGAGCACCUGGAAGAGGAGAAGCUUUGUGUCCACUACAUCCUGGGAAUAGCAUUCCCCUGCCGGAGCUUCCCCUAUGUCUUCUACACCCGUUCUUUUGUGCUAAAUGCUGCUACCGGUUUACUAAAAGGAUUAAAGAAGGGGGUCAAGAAAUGCAAUGGAAGGGUGUGCAAGGGGGUUUAAGUCUGGAGUUUUGAAACUCCUAUAGAAAGUCGGUUGUAAUAAAAAAAAUAUGUGAAAAAUUCAAGUGUUAAGUUCAAAUUUACCCUUUCAAAUGCAAAAAAGUGAAUUUUCCGGUACCUGAUAAAGGGCUGGAAUAAAUUAAAGAAAUAUAUAUAUAUAUAUAUCUAUGAGACAGGUACCUAAAACUUAUGUAAAAGAGGAUUUAAUUAAGUUGAGAAUAAGUUACCAUAACAGAGUAUGCAUUUAUUUAUUUGAAUUUUUUCUUUUGUUUUUAUUUCCAUUUGAAAAAGUUGAGUGUCCCAAGUAGAGGCGUAAAUUCAAGUGUUCAGUUCCAAGCAUAACAACUGGUCCCUAUAUCGUGUGCAGGGGAAGUCUUAAAGUCAUUCAUUUCCCCAUCCUUCCACUAGGUUUUACUUUUUUUUCCUUUAAAAAUGAUUUGUGUUAACUCCUCCAAUAGCCUCUGUAUUUGUGAUGAACCGAUCCCUGAGCUGCUGCUAAUCACUGUGUUUAGAAGCCCAAUACUGAAUGGAAUUUGGUAUUGACUCUUGUUUUAAAAAAGCACAUUUUAUGACUUUAUUUUCAAUGUUUUCAGCUCCCAUCCCCUAUCAUGUCAGUUCGUCACAUGACCCUCACCUCCAAAACUUUAAGGUGACGGAUGGUGCUAACAGCUUCUAAAUUGUCCAGACAAUACAGACAGGGCUGGUUUGUAUGCUGGGUAAACAACAAAAAAAAAACACAAACAAACUUAAAACUACUUGCUAUCAUUCCUUUAGAUGUAAUCUGCCUUAUGGGAUCUCCAUCAGAAACGUGAUUUUUUUUUCUUUUUUUUGCAAAAAAAUAAAACAUAAAAAAGAAAAACAAAAGCCUUAGUUGAAUGUACAGUAAGACUUCUGUAUUUCUGGUAUGCAGAAGAGGGCAACUUUGCUAACUUUGGUCCUAUCGGUGGACAAAUUGUGAUAUAAAUGUGGAAACCAUAAUAAAAAAAAUACAAAUGUG